This is a messenger RNA of Asparagus officinalis (garden asparagus), 1289 nucleotides long. RefSeq names its product hypersensitive-induced response protein 4. The transcript has 5 exons. NCBI's taxonomy places the organism in Eukaryota, Viridiplantae, Streptophyta, Magnoliopsida, Asparagales, Asparagaceae. The record is from RefSeq and is a predicted model, not a curated record. The coding region runs from base 96 to 980 and encodes 294 amino acids.
CCCAAAACUACGAAGUUAUAAGAAAAGCGAAAGAUCAAAUAAAAAUCGGGAAGAAAAGGGGAAAACGGAAAAAGAAAACCGAGGUGAGCGAAAAGAUGACGGUGAACUGUUUGUUCUGUGCGUGCAUCGAUCAGGCGAGCAUCGGCGUUGUGGAGCGCUGGGGCCGCUUCCUGAGGCUGGCCUCCCCUGGAUUCCACUGCUUGAACCCCUUCCUCGGCGAAUGCCUCGGUGGAUCCCUCUCCACUCGCAUCAGCGCCCUCGACGUCAAGAUCGAGACCAAGACCAAGGAUAAUGUUUUUGUCCAGCUCGUCUGUUCGAUUCAGUUUCGAGUUGUUAAGCAAAAUGCUGAUGAUGCAUUCUAUGAGUUGCAGAACCCCAAAGAGCAGAUUCAAGCCUAUGUUUUUGAUGUGGUUCGUGCCCAUGUGCCUUUGAUGACUUUAGAUGAGCUUUUUGAGCAGAAGGGCGAUGUGGCUAAAGCUGUUCUAGAUGAACUUGAGAAGGUGAUGGGAGCCUAUGGUUAUAACAUAGAGCAGAUACUCAUGGUUGAUAUCAUACCUGAUCCCUCUGUGCGUAAAGCGAUGAAUGAAAUAAAUGCAGCCCAAAGGCUUCAGCUUGCUAGCGUUUAUAAAGGGGAAGCUGAAAAGGUACUUAUGGUGAAGAGGGCUGAAGCAGAGGCAGAGGCCAAGUAUCUUGGAGGUGUUGGAGUCGCGAAACAACGCCAGGCAAUAACGGAUGGUCUAAGAAAUAACAUUCUCAACUUCUCUCACUCCGUGUCUGGAACCUCAGCUAAGGAUGUGAUGGAUCUGAUAAUGGUCACUCAGUACUUUGACACUAUAAAAGAACUUGGGAACGCAUCGAAGAACACUACCGUGUUUAUACCUCAUGGUCCUGGCCACAUUAGGGAUAUAACUGAUCAGAUACGAAAUGGAAUGAUGGAAGCAUCUAGCGGUAAUGUUGAUCCGUUGGUUCAGUUAGAUUAGUAGCUUUGCUAACACAGUUGUUUCAGAUGGGCAUGUUGGAGAUUAGAUUAGUAGCUUUUCUACUGGUGGCUUCUGAAGAGCAAGUUUACCAACGCUUUCGUAUGAUACGUGUUUUAAUUUGCUGGGACCUUAUCAGUACUUUACUGGUGCGUAUAUUAGUAUAGUACAUAUACUAGUAUAAUAAACAUGAAAAGUUUAUCAGAGCUUUCUGUAUAUACUACUUCAUGCAUGUUGAACUUGAUCAGAAAAUUGCUCAUUUCAUAUUUUCCAUUAAUAAAUAAAGUUUAGGAUGCAAUUCUUUCUACUCAA